Anolis sagrei ordinatus is the source of this 4091-nucleotide messenger RNA. The record is from RefSeq and is a predicted model, not a curated record. Lineage: Eukaryota; Metazoa; Chordata; Lepidosauria; Squamata; Anolidae.
GCGGCGGCGGUGCUGGCUGCGCAUGCGCAGAAGGAGGCGGCGCUGGCGACGCAGGGCUCAUCGGAGAUGUCGUCCAACCACACCAAGCGUGCCUGUUAAUUGCCCUACACAGUCUACACUGACCGUUUUGUGGAGCUCAAGCGGCAACAACUCUCCGCCAGGGAACUCAGAAGCAGGCCUGUUGGUGCCUCUCGACACGCCGUGGUUUGUUUCCAAUGUCAUCAUCUCCACGCCUUGAAACCGCUUUCUUCAACACCGCUUUGGAACUGCAUCGAGCGGUCAGUGCAGAUGGCCCCGCCGACCACAGUCUCCAGGCGAUGGCCGUAGGCGUUGUGGGCGCGCCGUGACUCCCGCUGAGCGGCCUCUCCGCGCCGGCCCCCCUCCCUCCCCGCCAUGUCUGGGCCGGGCUCCCUGCUCUGGGCCGUGGACGUCUUUGGCCGCGUCUACACCCUCUCGGCCGCCGGGCACUCCUGGGAGCGGCUCUGCCGGGACGGGCAGCGCGAGUUCAAGCGGGUCUCGGCCACCAAGCAGUGCUGCUGGGGCAUCGCCUGCGACCACCAGGUCUACGUCUACGUCCACGCCGGGGACCUGCCCAUCCGCUGCCAGGAGGAAGCCUACGAGAACCAGCGCUGGAACCCGGUGACGGGCUUCUGUGAGAAGCUGCUUCCCAGCGACCGCUGGCAAUGGAGCGACGCGACCGGGCUGGAGCCGAGGGCGCUGGGGGGCUUCGCGCUGCCCUCGCCCCACUGGGAGUGGGAGGAAGACUGGCACCUCGACCAGAACUGCGCCGGAGAGCCCACAGGAAAAGGGGGCUGGACGUACGCCAUGGACUUCCCGGCGGCCUACACCAAGGAGCAGCGGUGGAACUCCUGCGUGCGGCGGCGGAGGUGGAUCCGCUUCCGGAGAUACGUGGCCCGGGACGCCUGGGCACAGAUUCCCUCCCCGGAAGAUCCCAGGCAGCUGCCGGAUCCGUUCAGCGACCUCUCUGUGGGCGGGUGGGAGAUCACCGAGGAGCCGGUGGGCAGGCUCUCCGUCUGGGCCGUCUCUUUGCAAGGAAAGGUCUGGUACCGAGAAGGCGUUUGCACCCACAACCCCGAGGGCUCCUCCUGGUCCGUGGUGGCGGCUCCCGGGGAAGCCGUCCAGAUCAGCUGCGGCCCGGAUGACCUGGUCUGGGCCACCCUGUGGGAGGGGCAGGCCGCGGUCAGGGAGGGCGUCGACAGGAACAACCCCCAGGGUCUCUCGUGGACGGUGGUGGAGCCCCCGGUCCCGGGCUGCGGCCUCUUGCACGUCGCUGUGGGCGUGAACGUGGUCUGGGCCCUCACCAAAGACCGGAAGGUCUGGUUCCGGAGGGGCGUGAAUUCGCACAAUCCCUGCGGCACCAGCUGGAUCGGGAUGGUGGGUGAACUGGUGAUGCUGGACGUGGGCCUCAAUGACCAGGUGUGGGGCAUCGGCUGCGAGGAGCGGGCGGCCCUCUUCCGCCAGGGCGUCACGCGGAGCGAGCUGAGCGGCAAGGCCUGGAAGGCCAUCGCGUGUGGACGGGACACGGACCGCUCCCAGGCCGGGAGCACCACCAGCCUCCUCAGUGCCGGCUGCUUUUUCACAAACGACAUCAGAGAACAAUCCGCCUCCGCGAUCCUCCCAGACGGGGCGCGUCCCCCCGACCUCGAGGGCGCCGCUGCCACUGCUGCCGCUGUUGCUGUGAGCGGAGAGGACGGCCGUGGCGAGGAGGGCGCAGCGGCCUGCCCGGUGGUCUCCCCUCUCGCCGAAACGCCUCCCGCUCUGGAGAAGAGCCUCGAAGACCCCCCGGCAGAAGAACCCGCGGCCUCGGAGCCAGAGUCGCCUCCGGCCGAGCUGCGGUGGAGCAACAUCGACCUCAAGGAGGCCGGGAAGCCCCCGCCCGCCAGCAACGCCCUCGCGGAAACGAGCAGCCUGUGCUCCUUCGGGGGUUUGUCCGUCGGCAUGGAAGACCCCUUAGUCACCGACGAGCAUCCGCUGUGGGCCUGGGUCUCUGGCGGGGCCUGCCUGGUGGAGCCGCACGGCCCCCCAAAGUGGUUCACGGCACAGUCAGCCCUGACAUCUUCCUCCGCUUCCUCCUCGGCCUCGGCGUCCCCCUCGCUCUCGCUCUCCUUUUCUCCGGCGCAGACGGCCGCCUGGCGCAAGCAGAUCCUGCAGCAGCUCUCGGAACGGACGCGCAGGGAGACGGAGGACUUCCAGCACUACGAGCAGGCCGUCCAGCAGUCCGUCUGGGUCAAGACGGGCACCCUGCAGUGGUGGCGAAGCUGGAAGCCCUACAAGUGGGUGGACGUGCGUGUGGCGCUGGAGCAGUUCACCGGCCACGACGGGGCGCGGGACAGCAUCCUCUUUGUCUACUACAUGCACUUCGAGGAGAAGAAGUACAUCCACGUGUUCCUCAACGAGGUCACCAUCCUGGUGGAGAUCCUGAACGAGGCCAAGCACUCCUUCGCGCUCUACACCCCGGAGAGAACCAAGCAGCGCUGGCCCGUCCGACUGGCCGCCGCCACCGAGCAGGAGAUGCGCGACUGGCUGUCCGUCUUGAGUGCCUCGUGCUGCGAGGGGCGUCGCCUGCAGGGCCCUCCUUCCCGCCGCGCCAUUUGGUCGCUCACCUGCAAGGGAGACGUCUUCGCCUGCGAGCCCAGCCCACACCUGGAGGACCCCGCCCGCCCCGCCCCCUGCGACCAGAUGUUCUGGCGCCAGGUGGGGGGUCACCUGCGCCUGGUGGAGAGCAACACCCGCGGCGUCGCCUGGGGCCUUGGCUACGACCACACGGCCUGGGUCUACACCGGCGGAGGCGGAGGCGGAGGGAGCUCCUUCUCAGGUCUGGCCGGCAGCGGGGAGCACAUGCACGCGCAGUCGGACGUGAAGUGCGUCUACAUCUACGAGAACCAGCGAUGGAACCCGGUCUCCGGCUACAGCAGCAGGGGCCUCCCCACGGACCGGUACAUGUGGAGCGAUGCCUCGGGGCUGCAGGAGUGCACCAAGGGCAACACGAAGCCCCCCUCCCCGCAGUGGUCCUGGGUUUCCGACUGGUUCGUGGAUUUCAGCAUUUCCGGUGGAACGGACCGCGAAGGCUGGCAGUACGCGGCCGACUUCCCCACCUCUUACCACGGACACAAGACAAUGAAGGACUUUGUGCGGAGGAGGCGUUGGGCCAGGAAAUGCAAGAUCGUGACCAGCGGUCCGUGGCUGGAAGUCCCUCCCAUCGCUCUGUGGGACGUGUCCAUCAUCCCCCAGUUGGAGAAGGAGGAGGAGGAGGAGGAGGAAGCGCGUGUGGCGCUCUGGGCCGUCAGCGACAAGGGAGACGUGCUCUGCCGGCUGGGCGUCACGCCUCAAAACCCCGCCGGCACGUCCUGGCUACACGUGGGGACGGACCAGCCCUUCCUGUCGGUCUCCAUAGGAUCCUUCCACCAGGUCUGGGCCGUCGCGCAGGACGGAUCCGUCUUCUUCCGUGGCUCUGUCUCCCCAAAGAAGCCAGAAGGCGACGGCUGGUACCACAUCCCUUCUCCUCCGAAGCAGAAGCUGAAGCAAGUCUCCGUGGGAAGGACCUCCGUCUUCGCUGUGGACAAGAACGGUAACCUGUGGUACCGCCAAGGCAUCACGCCCAGCUACCCGCAAGGCAGCGCCUGGGAACACGUUUCCAACAACGUGCGCAGAGUCUGCGUCGGACCCUUGGACCAGGUGUGGGUGAUUGCGGACAAGGUCCAGGGCAGCCACAGCCUGAGCUGCGGGACCGUCUGCCACCGGCUGGGCGUGCGGCCGGGGAUGCAGCCCAAGGGCCUCUCCUGGGACUACGGCAUCGGGGGAGGCUGGGAGCACAUCACGGUCCGAGGGAAUGCCACGGAAAGCUCCAAAGCCACGCUGCAGGACGCCCCUGCCCACGAGGAGGAGGAGGAGGAGGAAGAGGAAGGUCCUGACGGAGGAGGAGGAGGCGGCGGAGGAGGAGCUCCCUCUUCUUCUUCUCGGCCCAACGCCGUCUUGGUGGAGGUGACGCAGGCGCCAGGUGGGAACGCGGCCCAGUGCUGAGCGCUGCCUCUUCCCUCCCACGGAUCCCGGCACCACAGCCACGCAGGGGG